AGAAAUCUUGGAAGUUGUAGUUUCAGGGCUCGAGACGCGCAGGCGCUGUUCUCCGCGGGGCCCGGACGUUCCUUCGAGCCUUUGUUUCGUGGGUCAGCUCUGCAGCGCAGGGCCUUUGAUUGCUGCAGGAGCCCGGGCUGAGAUCGGCGACCGAGCCACUCCACAAGUGCCAGCAGAAGGUUCCUCCAGGGGAGACGGGCUCCUGGGAUGCUGGUCCGGCCAGCUGGACCUUGUGCGGGCCUAGUGAAGGCCAAGGAGCCUCAACAGUGACUUAGAGGAAAGGAAGUGUGCUUGGGACACCAGCAUCCCUCGGAGGGGGCUCCCGCUGCCGGACACAGGCUGAUGGGAAAGGCAGCUCUCCAUCUUGCCUUUGGAGUAAAGCCAGAGCAUCCCGCGAGGCCGAGGUGAUCAUGGAGAACCUGGCCCAAGUGGUUGGGAGAGCUCUCCCUUCUCAAGACUCUGCCCUUCCCCAAGAAAGGGUCCCGGAGCAGGAGGAAGGAAUGACCUCUGAUCUCCUGUCGGAUGGAAUCCAGGAAUCAGUAACAUUUAAGGAUGUGGCUGUAGACUUUACUCAAGAAGAAUGGAUACAACUGGACCCAGCACAGAGAAACCUGUACAGGGAUGUGAUGCUGGAGAACUAUAAGAACUUUGUCUCCUUGGGGUUUCCCAUCUUUAAACCAGAUGUGAUAUCCCAGCUGGAGCGGGGGGAAGGACCAUGGACACCAGAGACAGAAGUCUCACAAGUCAUUUGUCCAGAUUCCAUUAUUCAGAAGACAAGGUGUGAAGACUUAGACUGGAUUCAAAAGCAGGACAUUUCUCUGGGAGAAUCAUCUAGAGAGAUAAUUAGAAAGAAUUAUCCCUGGUCUUCUGAGUUGGGAGGAGCAUGGGAAUGUGAUGUCAGGCUAGAGAAGCAGAAGGGCAACUGGAAUAGACAAUCCAAGGAAGUUAUGAUGUUUCAUGCAAAAACUGAUGAUGAGUUGAAUAUUAAUGAAUGUAAUACAUUUGGAAGAAGGUUUAGUCUAGCAUCAAUCAUUGUUCCACCACAAAGAGUUCCAAUAGGGAAAAUUCUCCAUAAAUAUGAUGCACUUAAUAAGAACUUCAAACAGUUUUCAGAGCUUAAUAAACAUAAUAGAAUGCCCUAUUCUGUUUGUAAAUAUAAUAAAUGCAGGAAGCCCUUCACUUACCACUCAGACCUUAUUCAGUAUCAUAGAAUACAUACUGUAGAAAGACCAUUUGAAUGUAACGAAUGUGGAAAAUCUUUCACCAAUAAUUCAAUCCUUAGAAACCACCAGAGAAUUCAUACUGGAGAGAAACCUUAUAACUGUAAUGAAUGCGGUAAAGCCUUCAACCAGAGAGGUCACCUUACUGAACAUCGGAGAAUUCAUACUGGAGAGAAGCCCUAUAUCUGUAAUGAAUGUGGGAAAGCCUUUAGUAACAAUUCAAUACUUAGGAGUCACCAGAGAAUUCAUACCGGAGAGAAACCCUACAAAUGUAACGAAUGCGGGAAAACCUUCAACCAGAGGGGACAUCUUAAUGAACACCAGAGAAUUCAUACUGGAGAAAAGCCUUUUGAAUGUGCUGAAUGUGGGAAAGCUUUUAGUCAUAGAGUAUAUCUUACUUUACAUCAGAGAAUUCAUACUGGAGAAAAACCCUAUAAAUGUAAUGAAUGUGGGAAAGCUUUUAGCCAGAGGGGACAUCUUACUGAACAUCAGAGAAUUCAUACUGGAGAAAAGCCCUAUAUCUGUAAUGAAUGUGGAAAAGCCUUCAGCAACAACUCAAUUCUUAGGAAUCAUCAAAGAAUUCAUUCUGGUGAACGACCUUAUAAAUGUAGUGAAUGUGGAAAAACCUUCAACCAGACAAGACAUCUUAUUCAACAUCAGAGAAUUCAUACUGGUGAGAAACCCUUUGCGUGCACUGAAUGUGGAAAAGCUUUCAGUCAUAGAGUCUACCUUACUUUACAUCAAAGAACUCAUACCGGAGAGAAACCCUAUAAGUGUAAUGAAUGUGGAAAAACUUUUAGCCAGAGAGGGCAUCAUACUGAGCAUCAGAGAGUUCAUACUGGAGAGAAACCCUACAUCUGUAAUGAAUGUGGCAAGGCCUUCAGCAAUAACUCAAUCCUUAAGAAUCAUCAGAGAAUUCAUACUGGAGAAAAACCUUAUAACUGUAAUCAUUGUGAAAAAGCAUUCAAACAAAAGAGGCACCUUACUGACCAUCAGAGAGUUCAUACUGGAGAAAAAUUUUUAAAACGUUUGGAAAGAGGGAAAGCUUUAAGCCAUAAGGCCAGGCUUGCUCUACAACGAAUUCAUGCUGGUGAGAAACCCUUUGAAUUUAAUGAAUGUGGAAAUACUAUUAACCAGAAUUUGAACCUUACUUUACAUCCAAUGAUUGAUAGUGGGGAGAAAACCUUUGAACAUAAUGAAUCUGGGAAAGUAUUAUUUCAGAAAGGACACCUUGUUGAACAUCAGAAGAGCCAUACUGGAGAGAAACUCUUUGAGUGUAAUGAGUGUGGUAAAAAUUUCAACAAAAGUCUCCUUUUGAUUGAACAUCAGAGAAUUCAUACUGGAGAGAAAUCAUUUCCAUGUAAUAUAUGUGGAAAAGACUUCAGCCAGAAGGGUCACCUUACUGAACAUAAGAGAAUUCACACUGGAGAGAAGCUCUUUGAAUGCAGUGUGUGUAGGAAGAGUUUUAGUCAUAGAACAUCCUUUAUUAAUCAUCAGAAGAUUCAUUCUGGAGAGAAACCCUAUGAAUGCAACGAAUGUGGAAAAGCUUUUAGCAAUAACUCAAGUCUUUGGAAUCAUCACAGAAUUCAUACAGGAGAGAAACCCUUUGAAUGCAGUGAAUGUGGGAAAGCCUUCAGUCAGAGGGGACAUCUUACUGAACAUCAGAAAAUUCAUACCGGAGAGAAACCCUUUGAGUGUAAUGAAUGUGGUAAACACUUCAGCCAUAAAACAUCCUUUAUCAAUCAUCACAGAAUUCAUACUGGAGAGAAACCUUAUGAAUGCAAUGAAUGUGGAAAAACCUUUAGAAGUAAUUCAGUCCUCAGGGAUCAUGAAAGAAUACACACUGGAGAGAAACCCUUUGAGUGUAACGAAUGUGGAAAAGCUUUCCGGCAGAGGGGCCACCUUGCUGAACAUAGGAGAAUUCAUACUGGAAAGAAACCCUUUGAAUGUAAGGAAUGUGGGAAAGCAUUUAGCACCAGCUCAACACUUAGGAAACACCUUUGUAAGCAUCUUUCUAAACUUUAAAGCAUUAGUCAUGACUUAUUUGAAAGUGAAUUUUAAAGGGAAAUUCUGUCAUUCGACCAGGGGAUAACGCUGGCAUGUGCUCCAAAACUUAUCAGAGAUCAGAGACUUUAUGCUGGACAUUAACUAGGGAUGUAAUGAAGUAGGGAAAAGCUGUGACUUUUCAUUACUAUGUACUGGAGAAUCAAUAGGUCAGUUUGACAGUAGAUACAAAGUGGUUUGGUAUUUUACUAGAUCGAAAUAACUUUUUUCUUCCUUUAUGCAUCCAAUAAUACAUGUUAAUUGCCAUCAGGCAGCAGGAACAAUGUUAGUCAAUUGAGCAAUUUAUGCUGGUUCUAAACUAAAUGCUUAAAAUGCAAGAUUUCCAAAAGAAUUUCUUUAAUAAAAGCACUAAAAUGUUCUUUAGUGAAAAAAAAUAAUUUGAAUACCUUUGAAAAGAUUGAAAGUGGAAAAGUUGCCCGAGAUAAAUGAAAAUAACAUGAAACAUCUUGUUCUGGAAGUUUCUCUAAAGAUUUAUGUUGAUUUAUCUUGGAUAUGAAUGGGUGCAAUUUAUAGCUGCUAUAUUUUGGUCUGGGGUAGAACUAGAGAAUGUCAUAGCUGGAAGACCCUCCAAAUUCAUUUAAUUCUACUUUCCUAUUUUAUGGAAGGGAAUAAUGUAGAUCAGGAAAAGAAGAAUAAGGAUGAAAUUCCAUUUAAAAAUUUUUCAAUUUCUUAUUGCAAAAGCACAUGAGAAAUUCCCACAUGGUGGGAAAAAGCAUAGACUCUUUGGAGAGAAUUGACACUAAAAACAAGGUACAGAUGGAAAGAGCUGGUGACAUAACUUGUGUAGCUGCCUUUUCCCCAUGGUUGUGACUAGCCUUAUUAGACUCUCGCAUAAAAGGAACAGCAAGUUAAAUUCUUCACAGGCCCCAAGAUAGUUUAGAUUACCGAUAUGUCGAUAUAGACAUAUCAGGGUGAUACAGAUUCCAGAUGUGGAAGCAAAGUCUUUAUGACCCCUUAGGUGCCUCUGACGCCUCCUGAAAUAAUAGCAUCAUACUAAUUGAAGCUGGAAAACCCCUACACAUGGUAUAUUUCAAACCUCUCACUUUAUAGCUGAAGCUGCUUCGGCCUAGGUAAGGCAGAUGACUUGCCAAAGACAGACCAGUAAGUGGCCAAGGUCAGAUCCAGAUGUGCUUUUUCCUCCCCAGAGCCCUCCUCCGCUGCUUUGUAGAGCCUUUAAGAGUGCUGAGCUGCAGUCUCCCCCAAGUGGGGAGUGGCUGUUUGACCAUGGGCAUGUCACUCACCCUCUCAGACCCUGUUUGCUUCUAUCAGUGGGAGAAUACCUGCAGUACCAAUUUCUCACGAUGGUUGUGGGGCUUCAGUGAGGUCAUAGAUGUAGGAUGCUUUGCAAAAAUAAGAUCUGUUAGUUAUUGUUAUAACCCAUAUUCGCUUGCUCUCAUAUUCACUCCAGAGACACAAAUAAACCGUUUGAUCCAGUUUUCUUUGUCUUUUGUUCCACCUAAUCACAGCAACAGAUGUCCCCCUCCCCCUUUGAAGGGUUCCUGGCCCAAGCUAAGAUCUGAUUCUCUCUCCAUGUGAAUUUGACUGACAGAUUCAGCAGUAUGCCUGUUUUCACUGUCAAUCAACAUCUGGCAUAAUUGUGGGGAGAUUAGUUGAGAUGGUCUGAACCUGUAACGGCUUUGUGAAAUUCACAUAAGGCUAAUAAGAAUGGAGGAGGACCACAUGCUUUUAUUAAGCUUUUGGAUCCUGCUGCUGAUCCUGGUUCCCAAACUGGCCAGGAAUGGAGUCUUAUGGAAGGCAGUCUCUCAUCCUUUUAAAGUUUUCUACUUGUAAUGUAUUGACCAAUAAGAAAAAUUCAAAGAUAGAAAGCUCUUUUCCAGCAGAUUUUUUGAAAAUCUUGCACCUGGGCAUUAGGGCAUAAUGCUUCCAUGUUUCUUUGUCGCAUUCUUCAGCCAGCUGCAGAGCCUUUGCACUACACAGAAAUCCAAAAGGUCAAGAAGAAUGGAGGUCCUUAAAGCCAUGAACUUUAAUUUUAUAUUUCCAUCCUCAGCAGCAGUCCUUUGCCAUCAUUUUUCUCCUCAUCCCAAACUUCUCUUUAGACACUCAAUUGUGCCUUUAAGAGAUUGUCCCUGUCCUGGUUCUUAAUCAUUACAAUUUUUCUGCCUUUUGGAUGCUGUGUUGUAAUUUCACUGUUAUCACAAGUUUCUUUCUGUUGAAAUUGUUAAUGAUCCAUUCCCAUUGACCAGCAAUGAAUUAUACAGAAACACGGGCAUUGCAACUUUAUUCACUUAAAAGUGAAACAAAUAGCAAAUGAAUUGGAAAAUGUCUUUCACAAAUUAACUAUAUGCCAUUCUUUACAUGAGACAUGAGUACAUAGUAUAAAGCAUCUGUUACAUGAAGGUGUACUUGUUAAAGGGAUUGUUUAUCAUGCGCUGGAAAAAUCAAGAAUGUUUGUUAAAACAUAACUAUAUGAAAUAAAGGGGAUUAUAUAUUAAGACAUGCAGUGAAGUGGAAAUUGCUUGAAAACAAUUGAAAUCCUUGAAUCAGUUACAGGCAGUUAAAAAAAUAAGCAGGAAGUCAGCUGCUGUAAACCAAUUUCUGUCUUUUUUUUUAAGAGAAGUCAGUAUGCACUGGAUCAUUCCUAGCAAAUGGGAAAAUUGAAUGAAGUCGGACAAUCCACUUUUGACAAUUUACUAUUAACGCUAUACCUUCUCAUACCAUAUUUUCUUCCUCUUCAUUUAUCUUUAAAUUCUGUCUUCAGCAGACCUCAUUGUGUUCUUUUAGAUUGAUUGGGUAUUCAUAUCCUUAUCCUGUUAAUGCAUUUUUACCUUCAUCUGACUGGAUUAUUUCAUUACCCUCUUCAUUUUCCUUCCCUUUUCACAUGUAUUCAUAACAUGUUUGACACUCUUUGCAAAAGUUUUGUUUUCCAUGAACCCUCAGGGGUGUCAGCUCUUCUGACUAUUCCCUAUCUCUCUAGUCAGCACACUAGCUUUAUUUUUUAAAAAACAAGCAACAUUUACACCUCACAUUAAUAAGUCAUGUCCUCCUAUUUGAGGAUGACACUGUCACGGCUGUCACGGCAUUGUAUCAAUAGUGAAAUAUUGUGGGAUCUGCUAACUUAGAUUCAUAAUCACUCAAAAGAAUAUGGUAUAAUAAUCAAGAGGAAAAAAAGUGAAUCAAAUAGGAUGACAGCCUGUGGUAUGGACAGUCAACUCGUCUAGCCAUCCUAAAGGCUUCAAGUCCAGGCAAUGGUCCAGGUUCACAAUUGAAUAGGACAAAAGUGGGCUGGGUUAUUGGUUUAAAGUUUCAUAAUUCUUUUCUGACUCUUAAGCUUUUCUCUAAAAUGAAGAACUUGAUUUCUCCCAUUACCACCCCCCACACACACUCCCCAUCCCACUCCCUCCCUUCUUAUCAUCAAGAUCCUUCUGAGGCUGGUUUGAGUCAUGGAACACCAGCAAUGGGAAGGUUCCUCAUUAGUGCAAGCAAGCUACUGCAACAUCCAAACAAGAAAUCAUGCAGGAACAAAUAAAUGCAUAAAGAACGCUACAAUUAGACAAUCAAAAAUAAGAGGAUUAGUCACAGAGCAAGGGACACCUCGUGGACAGGAAUUAACUGAUAGGACAUGGAAGGUGUGGGGUCUGAAACAAUGAAUUAAAAGCCUGGGUGACUAGCAGAAGUGAUGUGAAGGGAUGAAGACGACCUGAAACUAGAUGGAAAAUGAGAUGAUUAUUCCAUUGAUCUCUUUAAAGAAAGGAUGGUGAAGGAGCUUUUUGUAUCCCUCCUGCUCCCUUCCUAUUCUCUAGUCUAGUUCUUGUCUCUAGACAAUAACAAUGAGAUACCAAACUUUAAGGGAAUGCAGCCAAAGCAAUCCCAAAGGGAAAUUUUAUAUCUCUAAACACUUUCAGGAAUAAAACAGAAAAACAGCAGCUAAACAAUUGGGUGGACAGUUAAAAAACUAAAAAGACAAAUACAUUAAAAACUCUCAAACAUCAAAAUAGAAAUCCUAAAAAAACCAAGAGUGAGAAAAUCAAAAGCAAAACUAGCAGCUUACUAGUAAAAAUAAAUAGAUAAAUCAUUAGCGAAUUUGAUUUUUAAAAACUAAAUUAGCUCUUCCAAAAAUGGAAAAGCUACUCAUAAUCAUUGAAAAAGAAACAAAACUUAUGAGCUAUUUGCCCAAUUAUAUGCCAAGAAAACAGAGUCUAAGUGAAAUGUAAGAAUAUAUACAAUAAUAUAAAAUGUCAACAUUAACAAGAAAUAAAGGGUUUUUUAAAAGUUGAACAAGCCAUAAAUUAAUUCCUGAAGUAAAAGCCCCCAAAGCCAGAUGGAUUAUCAGAGUGAAUUGUAUUAAAGGGUUGAAAUUCCAAUACUAUAUUUAUUUGUGUGAGGCUGUGCGUCAUGGCAAGAGGAGGUCCCAGAGCCAUACUGGGACAAUCCCAGAACCAUACUAGGGUAUCACACUGGGAAUAUUUACAACUUGUAGCUUUGUUGCCUACCUCCUAAGUUGAAGAUCAAAGAUCAAGGGAGGACUGAGAAAGGCACCUGCAUUCAUGGUGACAUUCCCAGCUAAGGAGGCCCUGGGCUGUGCAUUGAGAAGGGAGUAAAUUUUGGAAUAAGGAGAAGGGGAAAAGCUUGAAACAGUCACAGAGAAGGGUCUUAGCACCAGAAUCUAGUCCCUCCAAAGAAGACUAGGAAUCCCACACCAAAAAAGACCUAUAAUAUACUCACUUGGAACCAAAGGAGCUAAUAAAUGGAGCUCAAUCUAUUGCUUAGAUCCAAACCUAGGAAUUAGCAAAGUACAAUCCAAGAGGACAAGAAUCAGGUUUUGUCCUAGAACAGAGCAUUCAAAUUCCCAGCCUGUCCCUGAAAUCCUAGAAUAAUAAAAUACUCCGUACCCCAAGAAAGCAGCAAGAGGAUCAGUCCAGACUUUCCCAAGCCCUACCAUCAAAUCAGAAGUCAGAAAGUAGGUUGGGAGAAUAAGCAAACAAAAAAACAAUCCCACUGUAAAGAGUUGUUAUGUUGGCAGGGAAAGUCAAGACAAACUCAAACUCUAAAGAAUGAUUCCAAAAUAACUUCAAUCAUUGCCUUAGAGAGAGAAAAAAGUACCAAAACUUGGACUAUCUUGGCCCUUUAGUUCUAGUCAUCUCAACUGUGGGCAUCUCUCUCUCCUCUCCUCUCCAACCUGAUCCCUGAGUGACUUUAACUCUACCUCAAGCUGCCCUCUCAAAUCCCCAGCUCCUCAUGUUACUGAUUAUAUUCUGCCAAGCCUCAGACUUGGAUCUCUCCACCAUUCGCCCCCUUUGGGGUUUGGGGACUGUCAGGGCCUGAAUUAUCAGAUACAUAUUUGAUGCUCAACGUUAUUGGCGCCAAAUAUGGGACAAAGUCUGUGACUCCGAUGGUCCCCAAGGUAAGCCUUCCCCUACCCCAUCCCCCAACCUCCUCACUUUAGCUGGUGUCCCACAAUCACCUAGGAAAGUACACCUGGGAAAGCCCCAGUGCAUGGGGGCCCUCUGCUCAGCAAUCUCCCUCUAGACUCAGGACCCAUUUGGGCAACUUGGCAGUGAGUCUCUCCGCUACCUAUUUCUCUCUCCAUAGGACGCCAAAUGACAAGGUGAGUGGUUGGAGUGAGGAUUUUUUUUUUUAGGCUCACAAGACUUUAUUAUUUUUUUUUAUUUAAAUUUUAUUUUAUUUAAUAAUAACUUUGUAUUGACAGAAUCCAUGCCAGGGUAAUUUUUUACAACAUUAUCCCUUGCACUCGCUUAUGUUUCGUUUUUUCCCCUCCCUCCCUCCACCCCCCCCCAAGAUGGCAAGCAGUCCUAUAUAUGUUAAAUAUGUUGCAGUAUAUCCUAGAUACGAUACAUAUUUGCAGAACCGAACAGUUCUCCCGCAGCACAGGGAGAAUUGGAUUCAGAAGGUAAAAAUAACUCGGGAAGAAAAACAAAAAUGCAGAUAGUUCACAUUCGUUUCCCAGUGUUCUUUCUUUGGGUGUAGCUGCUUUUGUCCGUCAUUUAUCCAUUGAAACUCAGUUAAGUCUCUUUGUCAUAGAAAUCCACUUCCAUCAGAAUACAUCCUCAUACAAUAUCGUUGUCGAAGUGUAUAAUCAUCUCCUGGUUCUGCUCACUUCACUCAGCAUCAGUCCAUGUAGGUCUCUCCAAGCCUCUCUGUAUUCAUCCUGCUGGUCAUUCCUUACAGAGCAAUAAUAUUCCAUAACAUUCAUAUACCACAAUUUACCCAGCCAUUCUCCAAUUGAUGGGCAUCCAUUCAUUUUCCAGUUUCUAGCCACUACAAACAGGGCUGCUACAAACAUUUUGGCACAUACAGGUCCCUUUCCCUUUUUUAGUAUCUCUUUGGGAUAUAAGCCCAGAAGUAGCAGUGCUGGAUCAAAGGGUAUGCACAGUUUGAUAAUUUUUUGGGCAUAAUUCCAGAUUGCUCUCCAGAAUGGUUGGAUUCGUUCACAGUUCCACCAACAAUGCAUCAGUGUCCCCGUUUUCCCACAUCCCCUCCAACAUUCAUCAUUAUUUUUUCCUGUCAUCUUAGCCAAUCUGACAGGUGUGUAGUGGUAUCUCAGAGUUGUCUUAAUUUGCAUUUCUCUGAUCAAUAGUGAUUUGGAACACUCUUUCAUAUGAGUGAUAAUAGUUUCAAUUUCAUCAUCUGAAAAUUGUCUGUUCAUAUCCUUUGACCAUUUAUCAAUUGGAGAAUGGCUUGGGCUCACAAGACUUUAAAAAGAGAUUCUCUGCCCUCCCUUCUCUACCUGCAGCUGAGUGGAUGGAAGAGAAAGAGAAAAUGUACCCAAUGCAUCCUAUUUGAGAUAGGAUGAUAAAAGCAUGUUGCCUUGAAAUUUUUAAGAAAUACACUUAAGAGAAAGUUAUCUUGAAAUAUUUAAAAUGCAGCCAAGCCAGAAAAACUUCUAAGGGCUGUGGUCAGAACACUGAAAAAGAUUUAUUAACUUUACUACCUCCCAUUAAGCUUUCCAUGAGAGAUUAGUGGAAAACUAAAGGUGCUAGCUAAAUUAGGGUUAUAGAAAUAAGUUGGAUAAUUAGUAAGUUUGAAGGUACCACUCUGCAGAAUUUUUUUAAGAGAAAAUAAGGAAUAAGUCAUAUAAAAGGUUUUUUAAAUUUUAAAAAGUCAUUGAGAAGAUUAAUAGCUUCAUUGUUUUAGGGCAGUGAAGGAAAGUUAGUUGGCAGAGAGCCCAGAAAUGAAGGAGGAGGUAAAUAGCAACCUCUUAUUAACUCUUCCUUGACUUCCUAUUUUGUCCUAAAGUCCCUUUCUACACCAUCAGGAAAAGAAAGUAUG
Antechinus flavipes (yellow-footed antechinus) is the source of this 10532-nucleotide messenger RNA. RefSeq names its product zinc finger protein 665-like. The transcript is spliced from 6 exons. NCBI's taxonomy places the organism in Eukaryota, Metazoa, Chordata, Mammalia, Dasyuromorphia, Dasyuridae. Gene Ontology annotation, cellular component: nucleus. The record is from RefSeq and is a predicted model, not a curated record. Gene Ontology annotation, molecular function: RNA polymerase II cis-regulatory region sequence-specific DNA binding; DNA-binding transcription factor activity, RNA polymerase II-specific. The coding region runs from base 411 to 3245 and encodes 944 amino acids. Gene Ontology annotation, biological process: regulation of transcription by RNA polymerase II.